Cryptomeria japonica (Japanese cedar) is the source of this 3383-nucleotide messenger RNA. Its product is annotated as exocyst complex component SEC10b. Lineage: Eukaryota; Viridiplantae; Streptophyta; Pinopsida; Cupressales; Cupressaceae. Bases 554 to 3076 code for a protein of 840 amino acids. The transcript has 28 exons. The record is from RefSeq and is a predicted model, not a curated record. Gene Ontology annotation, biological process: Golgi to plasma membrane transport; exocytosis. Gene Ontology annotation, cellular component: exocyst; cytoplasm.
UAUUGUUUGGGGGCCGUCCAUUUGACGUUGGGAGCGUCGUAAAAAAAAAUAUAUUUAAUUUAUAGUUUUACAGUUUUUAUGUCCUUUUGAAUUUGUUGUACAGGUAGCGCUGCACAGAAACAUCGCCAUCAGCUGAGACAACAAAGGUAAAUAACAAAGCAGUUGCAGUGGAGGAUUUGAUAGGGUUUUUUCACCCAUAAAAUUUCGCAAAUCCACCCUCUUCACGGUGUCGAGAAUUUGGCUCGUAUUUCAUUAAGGAACUAUUGAAUUCAUGUUUGAUAUCACAGGCGAUCAAAGAGGCUUUAAGUAGUUAGAACUUGAGUACCCAUUUCAUUACAGGGACUGUCGUGCUUAAAAUUGAAUAAUCCAAUCGUUCAAAGAUUCUGCGGCUCACCAUUUGGAGGCAAGUAUUGCAUUUGAUCAGAGAAGCAAACAAAGUAAGACUACUUGAAGGAGAAAUUUUGCUGAGUUUCAUCUCAAAUCCUUGUUGACGUCAACAGCUUGGAAGACUUAUUUUAGACAGGAGUUCAGGGGAACCUUAAUCCAUUGUAAAAUGCAGGAAAGAACCAAUGGAGUUAAGACAGGAAAACCACGAAAGACUACAACACCUUCAUCAGUUAGCUCCCUCCCACCUAUUCUAGAUAUUGAAGAUUUCAAGGGUGUUUUCUCAUUUGACGACUUAUUUGGGAGCUUGGUGAAUGAGUUGCUGCCCUCAUUUCAAGAGGAUGAUACCGAAUCUUCCGAGGGAAGAAACAGUGCAGGAGGCCAGGAUGCCAUAUACAAUGGGCAUUCGCGUUUCCCUUCAGAAGCAACAAAAACAACUUUAGGAGCAGGUCCCCCACUAUUCUCUGAGGCAGAGUCUCUAUUAUCUCUUUUCAAGGAUUGUCGGCAGGAGUUGGCAGACCUCAGUCACCAGGUGGAUGCAAGAUUGGGCAAUCUGAAGAAGGAAGUGGCUGUUCAUGAUUCCAAGCAUCGAAAAACACUAUCUGAGCUAGAGAAAGGAGUGGAUGGCCUAUUUGAGAGUUUCAGCAGGCUAGAUUCUCGCAUCUCUGUUGUUGGUCAGACUGCAGCAAAGAUUGGUGACCAUUUACAGAGUGCAGAUUCACAAAGAGAUACUGCUAAUCAAACUAUAGAACUCAUCAGGUACCUAAUGGAGUUCAACAGCAAUCCAGGCGAUCUAAUGGAGCUCUCACCACUCUUCUCUGAUGAUAGCCGAGUUGCUGAGGCUGCAGCAAUUGCACAAAAACUCCGCUCAUUUUCUGAAGAAGAUGUAGGAAGACAAGGAAUGGCUGUUGCAUCUAUCAGGGGUACUGCAAAUGCUAGCAGGGGCUUAGAAGUUGCUGUUGCAAAUCUUCAGGAUUAUUGUAAUGAAUUAGAGAACCGUCUGCUGGCUCGGUUUGAUGCUGCUUCCCAACGGAGAGAGUUGUCAACCAUGGCAGAGUGUGCUAAGAUAUUAUCCCAGUUUAACAGAGGGACAAGCGCUAUGCAACGAUAUGUAGCUUCACGCCCAAUGUUUAUAGAUGUUGAAAUCAUGAAUGCAGAUGCAAGAAUGGUUCUGGGAGACCAGGGCCUACAGUCAGGCCCCAGCAAUGUGGCACGUGGCCUUUCAGCAUUGUACAAAGAGAUCAUAGAAACUGUCCGAAAAGAAGCUGCUACAAUUACAGCUGUUUUUCCUUCUCCAGAUGCAGUUAUGUCAAUCCUUGUGCAGCGUGUUUUGGAGCAGAGGGUUUCUGCAGUGUUGGAUAAAUUUUUGCCCAAGCCAUCACUUGGAAACCCACCUCCUAUGGAAGAAGGAGGUCUUUUAUUGUAUCUAAGAAUUCUAGCAGUGGCAUAUGAGAAGACACGAGAACUGGCUAAAGAGCUGCGGGCCCUGGGAUGUGGUGACUUAGAUGUUGAGGGGCUGGCAGAAUCUCUAUUUUCUGCACACCAAGAUGAGUAUCCAGAACAGGAACAAGCUUCUCUAAACCAACUAUUUCAAGCCAAGAUGGUAGAGUUGCGUUCUGGAGCACAACCAGUUCUUGAAGUUUCUGGUACACUUUCCCGUGGAAAAACAUCUGCUGCAUUUGCACAACAACAGAUGUCAGUAAGUGUUGUUACUGAGUUUGUCCGCUGGAAUGAAGAGGCAGUUGCUCGGUGCACUUUGCUAUCACCUCAGCCUGCUGCUCUUGCAAACAAUGUCAAAGCAGUCUUUACUUGCCUACUUGAUCAAGUCAGCCAAUAUACAACAGAAGGAUUGGAAAGAACUAGAGAGGCUCUUAAUGAUGCUGCAGCUUUAAGGGAGCGAUUUGUUAUUGGUACAAGUGUUAGCAGAAGAGUGGCUGCAGCUGCUGCUUCUGCUGCAGAAGCUGCUGCAGCAGCAGGUGAAAGCAGUUUCAGAGCUUUCAUGGUUUCUGUGCAACGUGCCACCAGCAACGUAGCUCUGGUUCAGCAACACUUUGGAAACACUAUUACAAGAUUGUUAUUACCUGUUGAUGGUGCUCAUGCAGCUUGUUGUGAAGAAAUGACAACAGCUAUGUCAUGCGCUGAGAGUGCGGCUUUAAAAGGACUUCAACAAUGUAUUGACACGGUUAUGGCAGAGGUGGAUCGUCUUCUAGCUGCUGAACAGAAGGCAACAGAUUAUCGAUCACUAGAUGAUGGAAUUGCCCCAGACCAUCGUCCAACAGUUGCUUGUACUCGAGUUGUAGCAUACUUGGCUCGUAUUCUUGAUGCAGCAUACAGUGCUUUGGAAGGGCUUAACAAGCAAGCUUUUAUGACAGAAUUGGGAAAUCGCUUGCAUAAGGGUCUUCUCAAUCAUUGGCAACGAUUCACAUUCAGUCCCAGUGGGGGAUUACGAUUGAAGCGUGACAUUACAGAGUAUACAGAUUUUGUGCGUAGCUUCAAUGCACCUGCGGUUGAUGAAAAGUUUGAAUCACUAGGCGUCUUGGCAAAUGUAUUCGUAGUUGCUCCAGAAAGUCUUCCCACAUUGUUUGAAGGAAACCCAAGUAUUCGCAAAGAUGCCUUGAGGUAUAUUCAGCUGCGUGAAGACUAUAAAACUGCCAAAAUUGCAAGCAGACUGAACUCUUUGAUGGUAGAAUAACAGGUUGUAUUGCUUCGAAAUUCCAGAUAAUGUAAAAUUCAGUUUCCACCAGAUCCUCUGGGAUACUUAAGAGUUAUUAUGCUGGGACAGAUUGUAAAUCCUCUCUAAAUUUGGUACCGACAAAUUUCACCUCAUAUUAAUUUGCCGUUGUGUUUCUAAUUCAUGAAUACUGAGAUUUGCAUGUGUCCUCUAGGUAUUCUGGCACUAAAAUCUGCCUGUAACAUGUUCUACUGUGUAUCGGUUGAGAUGCAUCUGAUUGUAAGUGCCUCUUUGAAUGUUUUUAAUUAGAUUACAGUGAGUACAAGUA